ACAACAAUUUCAUCGACUAGCACUGUUCCAACGACUACAAGCGUUCCAACAACCAGCCCAUCGAGCUCUGUGUCGUCAUCGACGUCUAGUUCAACCACAACGAUUGUUACAUCUCCAAGUACGUCGACUGUCUCCACAGUAACAACGACAAGCACAUCUAGCCCAACCACAACAGUUCCAUCGUCUAGCACAUCGUCUCCAACCACAACAAUUCCAUCGACUAGCACUGUUCCAACGACUACAAGCGUUCCAACAACCAGCCCAUCGAGCUCUGUGUUGUCAUCGACGUCUAGACCAACCACAACAUUGAGUAGCACACCAUCAUUGUCUUCUACGACAAUGUCUAUCUCCUCUUCUAUUCCGUUGACGUCGUAUGUAACAUCACUUCCAACGAUCACGCCUACUUCAUCGUUGUACACUACCGUAAUCCCGUCUGUUUCGAUGUGUCCAUUGUGCGUUUACAAUAACAGUCAGGGUCAAGUGGAAUACUAUAAGAUCGGAGACAAGUGGAUCGAUGGACCAUGUAAAAACAUGACUUGCGAAGCGGUUGACAACCCAUGUUAUGGAAAUAAGACAGCUCAAAUCAGCACCUAUGAAUACAAAUGCAGCGCUUGUCCAAACGGUUACUACCGACCUUCAAAUCCUGAUGUCUGCUGUCCGGACUGCUUACCUGCUGCUGGGCCAACGACUAUUCCACCCAAGUGUGUACGAAAAGAGUUGGGUAACGCUCCGCUUACCAUCCGCAAUUGUACCUCAAACACAACCUUCCUACAAACAAGAUGUGGAGGAUACUGUGACUCAUCAGCAGUAGCAACCCACGGCAACACUAUCUACACGUCUGAGUGCACAUGCUGUAGUCCAUCUAGUGUCAUUCAAGUUAAGGCCUUCAUGAAAUGUGGAGGCACGGAGGAAGAUUUUACCGCCGUGUUCUCAAUCAUCGAAUCAUGCGACUGCACAGUAAUGUCUUGUUCAGGGAAUCAAAACGUGAAUAACGUCAAAAUUAAGGAUGAGACCGGAUCAGCCGUAGAACAACGACGUCGUAGACGUUAGCACUUUACGGUCGUGGCCUAAACUAAUAUUCAAAAUUAGGGAGAAAGGGGAAAUAUAGAAUAAUGAAAUUGUCUUUUCUAAUUUCACAGAGAAAUUAGUUAAAAAUGUAUGAUGGAUUCAUGGGAUAAACUAUAGAAAUAAAACUGUUUAACUACUGGAA
This is a messenger RNA of Actinia tenebrosa (Australian red waratah sea anemone), 1210 nucleotides long. RefSeq lists its product as uncharacterized. Gene Ontology annotation, cellular component: extracellular matrix. The record is from RefSeq and is a predicted model, not a curated record. Lineage: Eukaryota; Metazoa; Cnidaria; Anthozoa; Actiniaria; Actiniidae. Gene Ontology annotation, molecular function: serine-type endopeptidase inhibitor activity; protein binding.